This is a messenger RNA of Photinus pyralis (common eastern firefly), 5402 nucleotides long. RefSeq names its product protein kinase C-binding protein 1 (gene Zmynd8). Gene Ontology annotation, molecular function: protein binding. The record is from RefSeq and is a predicted model, not a curated record. The transcript has 14 exons. Lineage: Eukaryota; Metazoa; Arthropoda; Insecta; Coleoptera; Lampyridae. Bases 188 to 4900 code for a protein of 1570 amino acids.
CGGACUUGUUCCACUAUAGUGCUUUUUUGUUUUGAUGUAUUAAAACGUAAGUGAAGUGAAUUCAUCAUCUGUGUAUUCAAUAACGUUUCCAAAGUGUAAAAAUACAAUUGCAAAACAGCCGGAUUUAGGUCUGCAUUAUUCUAAGCAAGUACACAGUUCUACCAUUAUACAAUUAGAUGCUUCCAUCAUGUCCACUGAACAAGAACCAGUUCAAGCGCCUGUCAUGUUUGACAUAACCGAAGAAACAAGUGAUAGUGGUACAACUGAGUGUGAAGCUAAGGAGGCGGUUAUCGAAAGCGACCUCGCCAUCGGGCAAAUGAAUGUUGAUAAUGUAUCGGCUAUUGACAGCAGUCAGAUUAUGACAAUUGAAAGUGACAGUCCUGAAGAUGUAAGUGCCAUAACACAACAAGUCGACAGUGAAACAAUCGCAAAUGACAUACCUAACGAAGAACAAGAUGCAGGUACUUCAAAACCGAGUAGAGAACUGAAAUUAUUAUUGGCUUUGUCGAAAGAGGCCAACCUCGAUACCAACAUAGCUCAUAAAAGAAAAAGUGUGGAGCCUCUUGGAAGGUCAGAGAUAACGAAUAAACGACGACAUUCCACCGGUUCAAGUAAUGACAGUACUGCAAUGCCGGACGAACCACAUCCUGAGAAGAAGACUGAUGUCGAUGAAAUUGGGACAGAUGAAGCCAAUUCCAGUGCUUUAGUCAGUAAGGAUGGAAAAUCAAGGGAAGGAAAAAGAGUUGUAGAGGGCGCUGUGGAUGAAAAUGGAGUCAGAAAUAAAAAAUUAUCCAAUACUUUUGUCACAUUCAAUAAUGAGAAAAAGGAUUCCUUCUGCUGGCAGUGCCAUCAUUCGGGCUCGAAUUUUUUUUGCAAAUCGUGCCCGCGGUCGUUCCAUCAGAAGUGUUUGAAGCAGAAUGUCGCACAGCCGAAUCAUUGGCUAUGUCCGGAAUGUGUGACCAUCAUGCAAGCGGAAAAUUUGAAACAAAGGUCAUCAGCGAUGCGCAAUAUGACUUUAGUACACUUAUGUGGGUUGCUCAAAUUCGCACUGAGGCGCAUGCUCGAAGUCGCAGGGUGUGAACCAUUUAUACACGCAGUAAACGAUGAAGACUUUCCCGACUACAAAAUGUAUAUUAUAUGUCCUAUGGAUGUAACGCGUUUAGAAAAGAGUAUCAAGAAGAAUUUAUACGGCAGUCCCCAAGCUUUUGAGGCAGACGCCAAAUGGAUUUUACACAACAGUAUUAUUUUUAAUUCCUAUCAGUCUAAAUUGACGUCGAUCGCAAAAAGCAUGCUAAAAAUUUGCAAGCAGGAAAUGCUGGAAAUUGAGAAUUGCGCCACCUGCUAUUUAAACGCCAAUACUAAAAAGAAGACUUGGUUUGUCGAGGUGUGUCCCAAACCCCACAUACCUGUUUGGGCAAAGCUUAAAGGUUUCCCUUAUUGGCCUGCCAAAGCCAUGAAGUGCAAUCCAAGUGGAAUGGUCGAUGUGCGAUUUUUCGGUGCUCAUGAUCGUGCAUGGGUCCAUUAUAAGGAAUGUUUCCUAUUUUCGCUUAAAGAUCCUAAUUCAAAUAAGCAAAAGAAGAAUGAUAUAUUAGAGAGCGUUAAGGAGUUGCAACUCUACGUGGAUAAUUUGAAAAAGGUUUACGGUGAAUUCCGAUACGCUGAUUAUCGUGUACAACUCGAACCGGAAAGUUUUGAGAUUCAACUGAAACUAAUGCUACCUACCUAUCCGAAUAUAACACGAGCUAGAAAAUCCAUAUACAAAAUUCCAAAAACCAACGGUACCACUCCUGUUAUAACUGAAGAACCCGAGAAAGAAAAUGAAGUUGGUGAACUAAAUAUUAAGAAACUGUUCAAGUCUGAUGGAUCUAGCGAAGAAGAUAAUGUCAGCCUGGAUAUGUUUAUGAAGAAGAGUGGCGAUUCCUUAAAUAGUCAUAAAGCCACGGACAGUCCGUUGCGUGGUGGUUCCGUAAGAAUGAGAGGAGGAAUCACAAACACUUCUGGGAAAAUCAAAAUCCUUCCCAAAUUGACUCCUGAAUCUAACAUUAAAAAAAGACUGUCAACAGAAGAAUUGGGUACUCCCCCAAAGCUACCUCGCAUCAACAGUGAUACACCUUCAGAUAGUAUAGAGAUGCUCAGCGAACUUGAUGCCACCAACACUACAAUGGAAAGCGAUGUAGAUACUUCUUCGCCUCAGCGUCACGCUACCGGCGUAGCGGGCGAAAAUUUGGAAGAUACAUCGCCCAGCCAAACUGUAGCCAAAAUCAGCGAUCGGCUAAUGAAAAAGCUUACCGGAUCAGAAAAAGUGCCAACUGAUAGCCCACCCACUCCGACAAAACGCACGACCGAAACCGAUAUUUUCCUGGAAACGUUCAAAACCAAAGGUCUCACAAUGUUGGAGAAGAUCACCGAGUUAUCUGCGGAUACUGAGAUUUUCGAGACCGGCCAGGACGACCCCAAAGAAAGCAAUGAUGGUGGAGAAUUUACCAAACAAGAGCAAUGCGACGAUUUACUUUGCACCGAAGUCGAUUUGGAGGAGAAACACAAUCUACUUUUACACGACGACUCAUUUGCGUCUAGCAGCGUUAACGCAGAAGAUGUUCCUGUACGGGAUAUUAAUUCACAUUCAACAGAAGCUCACAUGAAUUUGGACAAACGAGAUAAACAUGUGGAGGAUUGUACGGAAAGUGCCAGUUCAGAAAAAGAAACCGACUGCAACAAUGAUAAUGUGAUACAUACUCGUUCACCCAGUCCACCUGAUAACAAUUUGAAUAACCGGAAUGAAGUUGUAACUUCACCACAAAAUACUGAACAACUAACUGAAACGUUUUCAGAUGGACCUCCUCAAUUAAGUGAGAAUACAGAAGACGAUUCAGGAGUCAGUAUAUUAAAUAACGGUACUAGUGAAUCUGAAAUAAGUACCUUGCAAAGGAACAUGCUCACAGUGGUCAGUGUAGAGGAAAUAAAGAAAAAAAAUUUAGAUGCAAGGCGACUUUCAGGAUCUCAACCGACACCCAAGUCGAUACUAGAAAAUCGGUUGUCUAAUAAUUGUCAAGAUAGCACCAAAAGUAAUAAGGAUAAUGGUAGUGGUGAAACUGAAACUGUCGUCAUUAAAAGUGAACCGUCAUCAGAAGACGAACCUAGCGAUAGUGAGUAUUUAGAAAAAAAAAGAAAGUACUUAUCCGCUUUAAACAUAUCAGAAAAGCUACCAGAGAAGCCGAAAGUACACAAAAUUCGAACUCGUUCAAAAACAGAAGAGAGGGCGACUUUUAAGAUUGUGGAUAACUUAUCCAAGGUGAUCGACGACGUCGCAACUCACUACAGUAUCAAGCACGCUAAUGAGGCAAUUACGGUUCCGGAAACGCCGAAAAGGAAGGAGAUAUUUAUAAAACCCCUAUCUUCGCUGCAAGAACUGAAACAGAGAGCGAGAAAAAGUUUUCCCACUCCUAAAAAUACACAGUCUCCAAAAAACGAGACUUUGAAGCUUUGCAAAUCCAUCAUUACUCCUGUUUUUAGUGUCAAACCUCCGCCUCAAAAGCUCACCGUAAUUAGCAAACCGUCUGACACCAGUAAUUGCACCAAAGUGAUAUUAACAACCUCCUCAGCCAACAGUAUACUACCACCAAAUCAACCGAUAACCUACACACCAAGUCAAUUAACACCCUUACUAAGUAUGAUCCAAAGUACAAGCUCCUCCGGGGUACUCCUGCCCCCUCUAUCCUUCACCUAUGCCAAAACCGCAGAAUCUCAACCGACUAAUCCAACAUCCCUAUCAGCUUCUGUGAUGACAACCGCGAAAACGGUCACAAGCUCGAACAUUGUUACAAGAACCAUCGCGACAACCCCGAUCGUUGCCAGUUCCACGGGUAGCAACGAUCAGACCAACGCCAUCAUGGAAGAAGUUCGCAUAGUGUCGUCUGCGGUACCCGAGAAUGUAUCGAAAGCAAUAAACGAAAUUAUGCUAGGCGUACCUCCAAAACUAAAACCGAGACCGCCGGGUCCGCUCAGUACACAUUUCGAUGAUGGCGUUCCUAGUUCUGCGGGGGUGGUUACAAGUAAAGUCAACUCAAUUUCGCACAGACUGAACGAUUAUUUCCGUGGAAUGCUAGUUGAACUACUGCACGAGGCUGGAACCGUCGCAAAUCCAGAGGCCGAAAUCACACGUUUAAAAUUAGAAAACGAAGAACUGAAGCACAAGCACAGCGAGGAAAUAUUAGAAAUUAAGAAAAACAUAAGUUCAAUAUUAAAAGAUAUGCAAAAAAGUCUGACCGAUGAAAAGGAACGCACGAUCGAAGAGACACGCGCGACCUGCGAAAUUGAAACGCUAAAACGGGUCGAAGAUGCGAAAUCCAAGCAAUGGUGCGCGUGCUGUUCGAAAGAAGCGCAGUUUUAUUGCUGUUGGAAUACCAGCUAUUGCGACUAUCCGUGUCAACAAAAACAUUGGUCCGCGCACAUGUCGAAGUGUACACAGCAGAUUCAAAGUGGGCAGUUACAAAGUUCAGGUACAUCGUCAGGCACGACCAAAGCUACAAAUCCUUUGGUGCUUCGACCGACGUCGGCUCCGAAAGGAUUCAAAGCGAAGACCAUAAUUGGCAAACCCGGCAAAGUACUUGUUAAUAGACCCACGUCAGUAAAUAAAGUUCCAUUCACGUUUGCUAGGACGACGGGUAACCAUAUUACUUUAGUGGAAUCCACUCCGGGAAAUUACGAAUUGCUUGGUAGUGGGGGCCCGAUAUCGGUGGGCGGAAAAAUCAUCGCAAACUUUGGAAAGAAACUGACCGGCAGUGUUUUAGCUGUAACAUCUACCGCAAACUCGAAUUUGGAUUUAGCGACUGUGAAGAAAAUUACAGUAAAUCCAGCACAGACCCUGCCGGUUGCAAACAAACCAACAGUCAUUGACUGAGUUGUAUAAAGUUUUCUACCGCGGACAUUUGUUACAUGAUGUAUAUAGUAAAAAUAACUUAGAUUACUGUUUCGUAAGUUUUAAGUUCAAAAUACAGUGAUCACUUCUUUUGAAUUUUUCAUAACUUUAAUCACUGAAAUUUUUCAAUUAUAACAGGUUACUUGUUAUUGUACAGAGACUUGACUUUUUUGUUUAUUUUUAUUUACAUAUUGAUAUUAUAGACUUUUUAAAAUAAAAACCUACGUUUCCUCUUUAAUAUUUGAAAUUACAAGAUGACUCAUUAUUUCCAUCAUAAGUAUUGUCAAAAAGACAUUAAAAGAAAACAGAAAAAAAGUCGCAUCCUGCACAUUUCCAUGGCCUACAUGGUUAGCACAAAAGAACUUUAUCCAGUACAGUAAAACCUUGUUUUAAAAACACUGUCAGUUUCUGUUAACCAUAAUGAAUGCCGAGUAGCAUACGUGAAUAUGUCUGUCAUGCAAUAAAACGAUCUGAUUUUCUAUUA